AUGAACAAGCUGCCGCUUCGUUGCCCUCGGUCCCUACGAAGGUCUGCCCGCAGUUUCAGCACCUCCAGAAGAUGCGCAGCCGACCACGUGAGAAUAGUAGAAGUCGGGCCAAGAGAUGGACUGCAGAAUGAGAAGAGCACAAUACCUCUGGACACAAAGCUAGAGCUCAUCCGGAGACUUGCCCAGACCGGUGUCACGCACAUGGAAGCCGGAUCUUUCGUGCCUCCGAAAUGGGUUCCUCAGAUGGCCUCGACAGCAGAAAUAUUAGAGACGAUACUCACAGACCCUCCUUCCGCACCUCAAGGCAUUGCCUACAACUACCUCGUCCCGAACACUCGCGGUUUGGAGAGUCUCGUCAAGAUAUUCCAGGCAAAAGGCGCGAAGAACCCGACGGCAUACCCUACACCUCCUCCUUCUCCUCAACCUGAACAAUCACAGGGUCAAGGGCCAAUAACCUCAACGGCAAAUCCAAACGAAAUGUCCUCGACCCGACCUGCUUCAUCUUCAUCGGCCAAUUCAACCGAGAUCUCCUUGUUCGCGGCCGCGACCGAGGCUUUCUCGCAAAAAAACACAAACUGCAGCAUUGCAGAAAGUCUGGAACGGAGUAAACCUAUCAUGGAACUAGCAAAGCAACACAACAUCCGCGUCAGAGGCUAUGUCUCGGUGGCUUUGGGCUGCCCAUUCGAAGGACCAGACGUCGAUCCUCAUAAGGUUGCCGAGAUCACUGCAACGUUAUUGGAAAUGGGCUGCGACGAAGUCUCGGUGGCCGACACAACAGGCAUGGGGACUGCGCCUCGAACGCAGAAACUACUCCAAACAUUGAAGGAGGCGGGCAUCCUGGACGAAGAUCUUGCUCUUCAUUUCCACGACACGUACGGGAUGGCUCUAGUCAACACCGUUGUUGGUCUCGAGCAUGGCGUGAGGAUAUUCGACAGCUCUGUGGGUGGUCUUGGUGGAUGCCCAUACAGCCCUGGCGCUACAGGGAACGUCGCGUCCGAGGAUCUGAUCCACCUGCUGCAUAGUCUGGGCUGCGAGACGGGAGUCGAUAUGGUCAAAAUGGCAGAAAUCGGUGAAUGGAUCUCAGGAGAGAUCGGGAGGCGGAAUGAUUCCAGGGCAGGAAAAGCUACGCUGGCUAGGUUGAGAAAGUCGUGCUCAUAA
This is a messenger RNA of Exophiala xenobiotica, 1158 nucleotides long. RefSeq lists its product as uncharacterized. Gene Ontology annotation, biological process: L-leucine catabolic process; ketone body biosynthetic process. The coding region runs from base 1 to 1158 and encodes 385 amino acids. The transcript has 2 exons. The record is from RefSeq and is a predicted model, not a curated record. NCBI's taxonomy places the organism in Eukaryota, Fungi, Ascomycota, Eurotiomycetes, Chaetothyriales, Herpotrichiellaceae. Gene Ontology annotation, molecular function: hydroxymethylglutaryl-CoA lyase activity.